Helianthus annuus (common sunflower) is the source of this 821-nucleotide messenger RNA. RefSeq lists its product as uncharacterized. Gene Ontology annotation, biological process: L-valine catabolic process; thymine catabolic process. Gene Ontology annotation, molecular function: methylmalonate-semialdehyde dehydrogenase (acylating, NAD+) activity; malonate-semialdehyde dehydrogenase (acetylating, [NAD(P)+]) activity; DNA-binding transcription factor activity, RNA polymerase II-specific. The record is from RefSeq and is a predicted model, not a curated record. Gene Ontology annotation, cellular component: mitochondrion. Bases 15 to 821 code for a protein of 268 amino acids. The transcript has 2 exons. NCBI's taxonomy places the organism in Eukaryota, Viridiplantae, Streptophyta, Magnoliopsida, Asterales, Asteraceae.
UUCUUUUUAGGUUAAUGUUUAGUUUAACCAACAGAAAAAGGAUGACUGGUUUAUUAAGUUUCUUCACCAUUGAGGUAUUUAGAUCUCGUAAAGAUCUAACGACUUGGGUGCAGAAUGUGGCACGCUCUCUUGGUUUUGUUAUUGUUACUAUACGAUCAAGGACAAGCCCUGUUGGCUAUAUUUCGAACAUUGUACUUGGUUGUGAGCAUGGUGGUGUGUCUCGAAGUAAAGAUCUAGGAAAAGAUAUUGGAACCAAAAAAAUUAAUUGUCCAUUCAAAUUGGUGGGAAAGUAUUCAAAGAAGAAUGAUGUUUGGAAGUUAAAAGUCGUAUGUGAUGAACAUAAUUAUCCGCCCGCAUUGUAUAUGGAGGGACAUGCACAAGCAAUGAAAUUGUCUUCUAACGAAAAUCAUUUGGUGCAAGAUUUGACAUGGUUAAAUGUAAAACCGCGUGAUAUUUUGUCAACGUUGAAGAAGCAAAAUGAAAAAAAUGUGUCUGUUCUAAAGAUCAUAUACAAUGUUCGUUACAAGUUUCGCAAGACCGAGCAAGCAGGUAGAACCCCAAUGCAGAAUCUUAUGUACAUUUUGCAAAGCAAAGGGUACGUUUUUGACUAUCAUGUACACGACAUUACUAAUGAGUUGGAAGAAUUAUUCUUCGUCCAUCCAACAUCAUUAACUAUAUGGCAGACAUUUCCAAAUGUGGUGUUGAUGGAUGCUACAUAUAAGACAAACAAAUAUAAUUUGCCCUUUCUUGAAAUUGUUGGUGUUACUUCUACCAAUAAAACAUUUUCUAUUGCAUUCGUGUUUAUGAACAAAGAAAAUUAA